AUGUCGGCACAUAGCUCAUCCGAGGAUGCGGAAGCCGACAGGAUACUUAUGAUAAAAAAGAUAUUAAGUGCCGCUUUUUACGCUUUUGCCUCGUUUAUGAUAACUGUGGUUAAUAAGACCGUACUAACUUCAUAUGCAUUUCCGUCGUACCAAGUGUUGGGAUUGGGACAAAUGAUAGCUACAAUUAUAGUAUUAUGGUGUGGUCGGUCCCUUAAAGUUGUGCAGUUUCCGCCUUUAGAUAGUGGGAUAGCUCACCGCAUAUGGCCCUUACCAGUGAUUUAUCUUGGGAAUAUGGCUACAGGUCUCGGUGGAACUAAAGAGCUGAGCCUUCCUAUGUUCACAGCACUUAGACGCUUCAGUAUACUCAUGACCAUGAUACUUGAAAGAUUUGUACUCGGGAUCAAAGCAUCAUGGCCUGUCCAAGUCAGUGUAAUGGCAAUGGUUGGAGGAGCAUUAUUAGCAGCGGUAGAUGAUGUUACAUUCUCUUGGACAGGUUACACUUUAGUGCUGUUAAACGAUGGAUUCACAGCAGCGAAUGGUGUGUACAUGAAAAAGAAAUUAGACUCAAAGGACUUGGGCAAGUAUGGCCUUAUGUAUUACAAUGCACUAUUUAUGAUAGUCCCAGCCGCUGUUGUUGCUUGGUGUACUGGUGACUUGGAACACUCUGCUGCUUAUCCUCAUUGGUCCAAUAUGCUGUUCCUAGCACAAUUCCUGAUGUCGUGUCUCAUGGGUUUUGUACUUUCAUAUAGUGUGAUGUUGUGUACUCAAUACAAUAGUGCCUUAACCACAACCAUUAUAGGCUGUCUUAAAAACAUUCUCGUGACAUAUUUGGGUAUGAUCAUCGGUGGGGACUAUGUGUACAGUUUGCUUAAUUUUGUGGGACUUAAUAUAAGUGUAUUGGCGAGCUUAGGCUAUACUUAUGUUACAUUCAAACGUAAACCAAAUAACUACAUGCUGUUGAAUGAGGCUAAUAGUCGAGUUAAUACAGUAUGA
Molecule: messenger RNA, 993 nt
Organism: Danaus chrysippus (African queen)
Lineage: Eukaryota; Metazoa; Arthropoda; Insecta; Lepidoptera; Nymphalidae
Source: the annotation of a GenBank genome assembly